AUGACGAUGACGCGCACUACCAACACCAACGACGACGCGAUUGCCGACGCGACCGCCUCGAUGUCGUUAUCGUCGCCGACGACGACGAUGAGCCAUUUGACGGUGCCGGAGAGUCCGGCGACGACGCGGCGGCGUCGUCGCGAGCUCGCCGAAAUGUUCGACGAUUUUCGCCGCAAAUCGGUGUCGGAGCUGAGUCUGGUGAUGGACGUGCUGCGCGGCGGCACACCGUCGCCGGGCUCAUCGCAAUACAUUCAUCCGGAGCGCGCGAGCCAAUCGACCGGCAAUCUCAACGCGCCGAAGAAGGGCCGACGGCGGCGAAAAGUGCAAAAGACGUGGCAGGCGAUGUCGCCGGCGAAUUUCGCCAAACAAUUGCAUAUUGGUAAGAGAGCGUCCCUACAAGAAGAGAAGGCGAUGCAGGCGGUGCCGACGGCGCCGAUCGACGCUUCCAAAUUUGUCGCCUAUGUUCAAGAGAGGCGAAAAAAGCGGAUACUAUUCAAGGGUGAAUAUCUGAUGAUCAAUCGCUCGAUCGACAACAACAAGUGCCGUUGCGACGUCGGCAGCACAAUGAUGGACCGCAAUCCGUACCCGGACACACUACCGUAUGACCACAAUCGAGUGAUAUUGCCGCGAAUUGACGACGAUGAGAACUCGCACUACAUCAACGCGAGCUAUGUGAACAGCUGGCUCCGAGAGAAAGCGUAUGUGGUGACGCAGGCGGUUCGAACGAAGCCGAUGAACGCCGAAUUUUGGCGAAUGAUAUGGGAACUCGGCACGAAUUGCAUCGUCAUGCUCACCAAAGUCUUCGAUUUUAUGAGGGUGAUGUGCUUACAAUAUUGGCCGCUCACCAAAUUUCAAUUUCGCGAUAUUGAAGUGGAAACGAUUGAAGUCAAAACCUAUUCGCAUUUUGUGAUUCGAACGUUCAAACUCACACGAACCACGUCGGAGUCGAUCGAGACGCGAACCGUCAAACAUUUCCAUUUCACCGAAUGGGAGCUCGACUCGUUCCCCUACAUUUCGGCGUUUAUCGAACUCCGCCGACGCGUUCGACAGUAUAUGGAGAAGAAUCCCGUUGACGCGCCGAUUGUUGUACAUUGCAGGUGA
Molecule: messenger RNA, 1101 nt
Organism: Caenorhabditis bovis
Lineage: Eukaryota; Metazoa; Nematoda; Chromadorea; Rhabditida; Rhabditidae
Source: the annotation of a GenBank genome assembly